Prunus armeniaca (apricot) is the source of this 252-nucleotide messenger RNA. The record is from the annotation of a GenBank genome assembly. Lineage: Eukaryota; Viridiplantae; Streptophyta; Magnoliopsida; Rosales; Rosaceae.
AUGCCUGGAUUAGACAGAAAGUUGGUACAACACAAGCUACCAAUCAAAGAAGGCUACCUUCCAGUCAAGCAGGCCAGAAGAAGAAUGUCUAUGGAAACAGAACUGAAAGUCAGGGAAAAAAUAGAAAGAUUGCUCAAGGCAGGAUUCAUCAGACCAGCCAUUUACGCUGAUUGGCUAGCCAAUAUUGUGCCAGUUCUGAAAAGAAAAACUGGGGCAGUUAGGAUAUGUGUGGAUUACAGGAAUCUAAAUUAA